AUGCCGCGCCGCACGCGCCGCUUAGUAGAGAAAAAGAUUGAAAAAUACUUGUUUGUAGACAUCCCUUCAGGUAACGAGAGCAUUUGUAGCUAUGAAGAUGACAAAGAAGAGGCAGAAAAUCAGCCAAAUCCGAUGGUGCUAAGUGAUUUGAUUGGAGUUCAAAUUGCUCUUUGUCUUGCCGGUCACAACGGAAUCCUGAUUCUACAGAGUCUAAUAAUUAUGCCGCGCCGCACGCGCCGCUUAGGAGAGAAAGAGAUUGAAAAAUACUUGUUUGAAGACAUCCCUUCAGGUAACGAGAGCAUUUGUAGCUAUGAAGAUCACAAAGAAGAGGCAGAAAAUCAGCCAAAUCCGACGGUGCUAAGUGAUUUGAUUGGAGUUCAAAUUGCUCUUUGUCUUGCCGGUCACAACGGAAUCCUGAUUCUACAGAGUCUAAUAAUAACUGCAGUCCUCUUCACGCCCAGACCAAGACAAGCUGAUUCUGAAAGAAUUCAGGCGAGAAGUAUACUGGAGCCUACUGGCACCAGCUAA
Molecule: messenger RNA, 528 nt
Organism: Parnassius apollo (apollo)
Lineage: Eukaryota; Metazoa; Arthropoda; Insecta; Lepidoptera; Papilionidae
Source: the annotation of a GenBank genome assembly